Closterium sp. NIES-65 is the source of this 333-nucleotide messenger RNA. The record is from the annotation of a GenBank genome assembly. Lineage: Eukaryota; Viridiplantae; Streptophyta; Zygnematophyceae; Desmidiales; Closteriaceae.
AUGCGCGUUUCCUGCAGCUUCGGCCAGAUCCGCGACUGCUGCUCCUGUCGCGCGGCUGCCGUGACCUCCUCGCUUGACAACCUGCACGCUGCAGCUCUUUGCGCGCGACUGCUGUUCAUGGCGCCCGUGGCGAUCGGCAGCAGCGGCUGGCGCACGACUGCAGCAGCAUGCGCGCCGCUGCAUUACAUCGCACGUGACGCCCGGAGGCAGCUGCAUCUGGUACGCAAGCACCUGGCGGCUGCUUCUGUUCCUGGCGGCUGCUUCUGUAGACGUCUGCCAGCAGCACCACAUGACUGGUGGCAGCAGCAUCACCGUGCCAGCACCACCACCUGA